Aethalodelphis obliquidens (Pacific white-sided dolphin) is the source of this 4377-nucleotide messenger RNA. RefSeq names its product zinc finger protein 345. Lineage: Eukaryota; Metazoa; Chordata; Mammalia; Artiodactyla; Delphinidae. Gene Ontology annotation, molecular function: RNA polymerase II cis-regulatory region sequence-specific DNA binding; DNA-binding transcription factor activity, RNA polymerase II-specific. The transcript has 4 exons. The record is from RefSeq and is a predicted model, not a curated record. Bases 452 to 3367 code for a protein of 971 amino acids. Gene Ontology annotation, cellular component: nucleus. Gene Ontology annotation, biological process: regulation of transcription by RNA polymerase II.
AAAGUUUGGUCGAGGGAGUUCUUGUCAGCUGAAACUCGCGGAAGCCUCAGGUGCGCUGCCGGAUCCAGGCUUCCGCGGCCAGGGGGCAUCAGGAUGAAGAGGAGAUAGCUUUUGGUAGCCUGUCGCUUUCUGGACUACAUCUCCCAGAGGCCUCUAGGCCUAGUGCUCCUUCCCGCGAGAACUAGACCUUCUCCUGAGGAGUGGACGGGAUUUUCUGACGGGUUGGGGCAAACGGCCUCAGGGUGCUGUGCGAGGUGCUGGACUCUAUUUGUUUCAAGUAGAGUGGAGCGGUGCUGACCAGACCGGAGGAGUCGUAGAGUCUUCCAGAGUGGAGCAAAGAAUGGCUGUUGAACAUCCACAAGGCACCUGCAAGACUGUGAAUCAAUGUUGAGACCAAGAAUUAUUUCUGAAAAAGGAUAUUUAUGGAAUAGAAUCAUCCUGAUGGGAGAUAAUGGAAAGACUUAUAAAAAACAGCAUUGAGUGUUCAAGUUUCAGAGGUGAUUGGGAAUGUAAAAGCCAGUUUGAGAGAAAACAGGAAUCUCAGGAAGGACAUUUCAGUCAAAUGAUAUUUACUCCUGAAGACAUACCCACUUUCAAUAUCCAGCAUCAGAAAAUUCAUACUGAUGAGAAACUCCUUGAAUGUAAGGAAUGUGGGAAGGAUUUUAGUUUUGUAUCAGUCCUUAUUCGACAUCAGCGAAUUCAUACUGGUGAGAAACCUUAUGAAUGUAAAGAAUGUGGCAAGGCCUUUGGUAGUGGUGCAAACCUUGCUUACCAUCAAAGAAUUCAUACGGGUGAAAAACCUUAUGAAUGUAAUGAAUGUGGGAAGGCCUUUGGUAGUGGCUCAAACCUUACUCACCAUCAGCGAAUUCACACUGGUGAGAAACCAUAUGAAUGUAAGGAAUGCGGGAAAGCCUUUAGUUUUGGAUCAGGCCUUAUUCGACAUCAGAUAAUUCACAGUGGUGAAAAGCCUUAUGAGUGUAAGGAAUGUGGGAAGUCCUUUAGUUUUGAAUCAGCCCUUACUCGGCAUCACAGAAUUCACACAGGUGAGAAACCUUAUGAAUGUAAGGAUUGUGGGAAAGCCUUUGGCAGUGGUUCAAACCUUACUCAGCAUCGAAGAAUUCAUACUGGUGAGAAACCUUAUGAAUGUAAAGCAUGUGGAAUGGCCUUUAGUAGUGGUUCAGCUCUUACGCGGCAUCAAAGAAUUCAUACUGGUGAGAAACCAUAUAUAUGUAACAAAUGUGGGAAGGCUUUUAGUUUUGGAUCAGCCCUUACUCGACAUCAAAGAAUUCAUACCGGUGAGAAACCUUAUGUGUGUAAGGAAUGUGGGAAGGCUUUCAAUAGUGGCUCGGAUCUCACUCAACAUCAGAGAAUUCACACUGGUGAGAAACCCUAUGAGUGUAAGGAAUGUGAGAAAGCCUUUAGAAGUGGUUCAAAACUUAUUCAACAUCAAAGAAUGCACACUGGUGAGAAACCCUAUGAGUGUAAGGAAUGUGGGAAGGCCUUUAGUAGUGGUUCAGACCUCACUCAACAUCAGAGAAUUCAUACUGGUGAGAAACCCUAUGAAUGUAAGGAAUGUGGGAAGGCUUUUGCUAGUGGCUCAAAACUUAUUCAACACCAGCUAAUUCACACAGGUGAAAAACCCUAUGAAUGUAAAGAAUGUAGAAAGUCCUUUAGUAGUGGUUCAGCCCUUAAUCGGCACCAGAGGAUACACACUGGUCAGAAACCCUAUGAAUGUAAGGAAUGUGGGAAGACUUUUGGUACUGGCUUGAGCCGUACUCAACAUCAGAGAAUACAUAUUGGUGAGAAACUUUAUGAAUGUAAGGGCUGUGGGAAGGCUUUGGAGAGGGGUUCAGAAAUUCAGCAACAACAGAGAAUUCAUUCUACUGAGAAAUUCUAUGAAUGUAAAGCGUGCAGAAAAUAUUUUAUCCCUGGCUUUCAACAGACUGAACAUCAGAAAAAUCAUUCUGAUGAAAAAUUCUAUGAAUGUAAAGAAUGUGGAAAGGCCUUUAUUUGGGACUCACAACUUACUUACCAUCAGAGAGUUCAUGUUGCUAAGAAACCCUAUGAAUGUAAGGAAUGUAGAAAAGCUUUUAUCUGUGCCUCGCAACUUAUUUGUCAUCAAAGAAUUCAUACUGGAGAGAAACCUUAUGAAUGUAAAGAGUGUGGGAAGGCCUUUAUUCGUAGCUCUCAUCUUACUCAACAUCAAAUAAUUCAUACUGGUGAAAGACCCUAUGAAUGUAAUGCAUGUGGGAAGGCCUUUUUUCGUGGCUCACAACUUACUUACCAUCAGAGAGUUCAUACUGCAGAGAAACCCUAUCAAUGUAAGGAAUGUGGAAAGGCCUUUAUUCGUGGCUCUCAACUUACUGAACAUCAGAGAAUUCAUACUGGUGAGAAACCCUAUGAAUGUAAGAAAUGUGGGAAAGCCUUUAGUUAUGGUUCACAGCUUACUCUACAUUAUAGACUCCAUACUGGUGAAAAGCCUUAUAAAUGUAAAGAUUGUGAGAUGUCCUUUAUUCGUGGCUCACAACUUACUGAACAUCAGAGGAUCCAUACAGGUAAGAAACCACACGAAUGUAAACAGUGUGGAAAGGCCUUUAACUAUGGCUCACAGCUUAUUCGACAUCAGAGGAUUCAUACUGGCGAGAAACCAUAUGAAUGUCAAGAAUGUGGGAAAUCAUUUAUUCGUGGCUCACAACUUACUGAACAUCAAAAAAUUCACACUGGUGAAAAACCCUUUGAAUGUAAGGAAUGUAGGAAAGCCUUUAUUCGUGGCUCACAUCUUACUCAGCAUCAGAGAAUUCAUACUGGUGAAAAGCCCUAUGAAUGUAAAGAAUGUGGAAAGGCCUUUAUUUAUGGCUCACAACUGUCUCAACAUCAGAAAAUUCAUACAGGUGAGAAUCCCUAUGAAUGUAAGCAGUGUGGGAAGAUCUUCAUUUGUGCCUCACAACUUAAUCUACAUCAGAUUUUUCAUACUGGUAGGAAACCAUAUGAAUGUAAGGAAUGUGGUAAGACUUUUAUUCGUAGCUCACAGCUAACUUACCAUCAGAGAGUUCAUACUGGUGAGAAGCCCUAUGAAUGUAAUGAAUGUGGGAAGGCCUUUAUUCGCGGUUCACAUCUGACUCAGCAUCAGAGAAUUCAUACUGGUGAGAAACCAUACAAAUGUAACGAAUGUGGAAAGGCCUUUAAUCGUGGAUCACAACUUACUCAACAUCAGAGAAUUCAUUCUGGCGAGAAGCCUUAUAAAUGUAAUGCAUGUGGUAAGGACUUUAGACGUCAUUCACACCUUACUCAACAUCAGAAACUUCAUAAUGGAGAAAAACUGUAUGAAAAAAUUAAUUUAGUAAAUCCUUUACCUGUUUGUCCAUGACAUUCACCUUUGGGAUAUCAGAAAAUUCAGAUUAUGAAUGUGAGAAUCCUUUUUUACUUAAACUCAUAAGUAACUCACCUUCAGAGAAUUCACAUUUAAGAAAGGCUAGAUUAAUAUAAGUGCAGAAUUACUUUCCAUCAUAUUUCAAUCCUAGUUAGACAUUAGUGAAUUCAUAUGAGAGCUCAACCCUAAAAUGUAGGGUUCUCUUGUACAGUAUCACCUGAGCUCCACCAUUUAGUAUGUGGGUGUUCCUUUGCAAAAGUUACUUAACCCCUGUUUGUUUUAGUUUCCAUUAAUAUCACAUAUUUCAUCAUAGUGUUCUGCAAUUUAAAGAAGUAAAUACAUAUACCGUAAAGCCUUAAAGCAAUGUGUGCUACAUAGUUAAUGCUUAAUAAAUGUUAACUAUUAUUGUAAAUGUUACUUUUAUUUAGUGUUUUAAUCAUUACUUUUAAUCUUACUUUACAGAAUUCAAAUGAGAAGGAAACUUUACAAAUACAGUACAUAUGGUAAAUCUUUCAUCACUCUUACUAAGCCUCAGGUAAAUCAUUUUGGAACAAAACAUUCUAAUAUUAUUAAUGUGAGGUUAUACCUGAUUCUGAAUCAAAAUUCUUACUAAAAGGAAACCCUAAGGGGAAAAAAGUGUUUUGCCCUUACAAAUAAAGCUGCUUGUGAACAUGUUUGUAUAAAUUUGUGCGUGAACAUAAACUUCCAUUUCUCUGGUCUAAAGUUUAAGAGAGUAGUUUCUGGGUUAAAUAGUAAAUGAACGUUUCUCUUAUAAGAAAUGGACAAAUCAUUUUCCAAAGUGGCUUUUCCAUUUUAUAUUCACACCAGGAACAUGAGUGACAGUUUCUCUGUAUCUCUACCAGCAUUUGGUUUUUUCACCAUUUUUUAAUCUUAGCCAUUCUGAUAGGUGUGUAAUGAUAUCUCUUUGUGGUUAUAAUUUCCAUUUCCCUAGGGGCUAAUGAUGGUGUGCUUAUUUGCCAUCCCUGUAUCCAUUGUGGUGAAAUGAC